Messenger RNA from Poeciliopsis prolifica (blackstripe livebearer), 6897 nucleotides. RefSeq names its product membrane associated guanylate kinase, WW and PDZ domain containing 1b (gene magi1b). The coding region runs from base 628 to 4605 and encodes 1325 amino acids. Lineage: Eukaryota; Metazoa; Chordata; Actinopteri; Cyprinodontiformes; Poeciliidae. The transcript has 23 exons. The record is from RefSeq and is a predicted model, not a curated record. Gene Ontology annotation, cellular component: cytoplasm. Gene Ontology annotation, molecular function: protein binding. Gene Ontology annotation, biological process: signal transduction.
UUAUGUCAAAUGUAUAAUAAUCAUCAAAUUAUAAUCAUUUUAUUUAGACACACUACGUUGGGGAUUUAUUUUCUGCUCCCGAAACGGAAUUCAAAAUUUCCCACCGCUCUUGAACGCAGCGCGCUCGGCCAGGCUUCCCCAUGACUGCGGAGCCCAGAGUGGGACUGAGUCUGAGGCGAGCACACGGGAGAGAGGGAGGGACGCGCGUCAGGGAAGUUAGCAGCCUGACACGCACGAGAUCAAACCCACAUCGAGUUGAUUCAGGAGAGAAAACACGUUAAAGCUUUUUUUUAAUCCCCCCUCCUCCUCCUCUCUAAGGAUUAUAAAAUAAGAAAAGUGGGAUACAACAUGACUCCAGCAAAGGGGCACUAAAGUGAUGAGAGCGGCGCGCGCACUUUAAGGAGUAAGUCCAGAGUGGACCGGACCGGUAUGGCUUGAUUAGAGAGACCCAGGAUAGCUGCGGGAGGCGCUGAUGUUUCUGUGGAAGAGAAGGAAAGUUUGCUGCGCUUCUCUCGGAUCUACUUUGUGAAACCCACCGCUCACUACUCACUCUCGCAUCUGAGCGGCGGAGGGCCGGCGGGAGAGCCGCUGCGGUUCGGCGUCGGCUCCGAGCAACACAUCAUCACCAUGACCAACCCGGCGCUGAAGAAGAACCACUGGACCUCCAGGGUGAACGAGUGCUCCGUGGGGAAGGACGCCCGCGGAGAGCUGAACGUGUCCCUGCGCGGCGGCGCGGAGCACGGGGAGUUCGCCUACGUUGGCCAAAUUGACGAGAACCUGGUGUUUUACAGAGACGGGAAAUUAAGCGAGGGGGAGCUGCUGCUGGAGGUGGAGAACCUCUCCAUUUCGGGGUUACCUUUGUACGACGUGCAGACGCUGAUAAAGAACUGCAAAAGUCCCGUGAAGUUGAAAACUGUGAGGCCAGGAACGAAGUUGAAUAAGGACCUGAAGCAUUAUCUAAGCCAGCGCUUCCAGAAGUCAUCACCUGACCACGAACUGCAGCAGACCAUCCGAGAAAACCUGUACCGUCACGCAGUGCCUUGUACGACUCGCUCCCCACGUGAAGGAGAAGUUCCUGGUGUGGAUUACAACUUCCUCUCUGUAGAGGACUUCCUAGUGUUGGAGAAAAGUGGAACCCUCCUGGAAAUUGGAACAUAUGAAGGCAACUAUUAUGGGACGCCCAAGCCACCUGUGCAGCCUCCCAGUGGGAAAGUGAUCAGCGGCAGUAGCGGUGGUGAUGCCCCACUGUCAGACGGGCUCAGCGGUAGCCUGCCGGGCUCGCAGAACUCCACUCCCCGACGAGCCAAGUCCUACAAUGACAUGCGAAAUGCUGGAAUAGGGCUUGCAGAUCAGCAACUGGAGGACGACGAGGACCUCCCUGACAUGAACAGCAGCUUUACAGGAGAAUCCAGUGAAUUGGACGAAAUUCCUCACCCGGCGCGCCCCUACGUCCCUCGCCAUAGCGACCCGUCCUACGCUGGGACAACCCCCUCACCAUCGGCCACCACGGAGAGCACACAGCAGACAAACCUUCACCUGAGCCAUCCUCCCCCGGAGGACCCGCUGGGACCUCUGCCUGACAACUGGGAGAUGGCCUACACCGAGACCGGAGAGGUCUACUUUAUAGACCACAACACAAAGACGACCUCUUGGCUAGACCCUCGGUGCCUGGACAAACCUCAGAAACCCCUGGAAGAAUGUGAAGACGAUGAAGGGGUCCAUACAGAAGAGCUGGAUGAUCUAGAACUUCCUCACGGAUGGGAGAAAAUCGACGAUCCAGUCUACGGGGUCUACUAUGUUGAUCAUAUCAACAGGAAGACCCAGUACGAAAACCCGCUGCUGGAGGCUAAGAGGCGCAGGCAGCUGGAACAGCAGCCCGCCCAGCAGCCUCAGCCCCAAAGCCAGCAGCCACCUGAAGAAUGGAUCGAGGACUCGGCAUUGGCAGGCGCUCCCCUGGCCACAUAUGCCGCCAACCACGAGACAUACAGGGACCCUCAGACGGGUCCACCCGUACCCAACGCCAUGGGACAAAAACGUGGGAAGCCUUUCUUUACUAGGAACCGUUCAGAACUGAACGGGACCUUCAUCAAUACCAAACUGAAGAAGAGCCGUCGAGGGUUUGGGUUCACCGUUGUUGGAGGGGACGAGCCGGAUGAGUUCUUGCAGAUAAAGAGUUUGGUUCUGGAUGGACCUGCAGCCCUUGAUGGGAAGAUGGAGACAGGGGAUGUGAUUGUGAGCGUAAAUGACACCUGCGUGCUGGGCUACACGCACGCCCAAGUUGUGAAGAUCUUUCAGUCCAUCCCAAUCGGGUCCAUGGUCAACUUGGAGCUGUGUCGUGGCUACCCACUGCCUUUUGACCCCGAUGAUCCAAACACCAGCUUGGUAACCUCGGUGGCUAUCCUCGAUAACAAAGAUCCCAUCAUCGUCAACGGCCAGGAGGUCACAAGCAGCUACGACUCUCCGUCCAGCCAAGGAAGUCAGAGCACCAACGGCCCAACCAAUGGCGGACUGCCUCUCAAUGGCUUCCCCCGACCUCACAGCCCCUCCACCGAGGUCGCGUCCGAUACCUCCUCCCAGCUCGGCUACUCUAGCGACGUGGUAACCCUGGCUUCGUCCAUCGCUACGCAACCAGAACUCAUCACUGUACACAUGGAGAAAGGAGACAAGGGCUUUGGCUUCACUAUUGCAGACAGCCUUAGCGGUGGAGGGCAGAGGGUGAAGCAGAUCGUGGACUACCCUCGCUGCCGUGGCCUUAGGGAGGGGGACAUCAUCGUCGAGGUGAACAAGAGGAAUGUGCAGAGCAUGUCUCACAACCAGGUGGUGGACAUGCUCAGCAAGUUACCAAAAGGCAGCGAGGUCACCAUGCUGGUGCAAAGAGGAGUGGCACCUGCGAAGAAGAGCCCCAAACUGGAUUAUUAUGACCUGUCUCCUCCAUACAGAGAUUACGCUAGGAUGCAAUUGUCAAGGAAGGACAGUCAGAGCAGUUCCCAGCAUAGUGUUUCCAGCCACCGGAGCACCCACACGGACUCGCCCGUGCACUCGUCUCUGGCAGCCCCCCUCAGCGAGAGCAGCACUCCCCCAGCCCCCUCGCAGCCCUUGCCUGGCCUGCCUUCCCAGGACUCCCAAGGAGACGGGACCACUCACAGAAAACCCGACCCCUUUAAGAUCUGGGCCCAGUCCAGGAGCAUGUAUGAAAGUAGGCUUCCAGACUUCCAGGAGCAGGACAUUUUCCUGUGGAGAAAGGACACGGGCUUCGGCUUCAGGAUCCUCGGAGGCAACGAGCCAGGAGAACCGAUCUACAUCGGCCACAUAGUGAAGUACGGCGCCGCGGAUGAGGACGGGCGCCUCCGAUCCGGAGAUGAGCUGAUAUGCGUGGACGGCACAGCGGUGGUGGGCAAGUCGCAUCAAUUGGUGGUGCAGCUAAUGCAGCAGGCUGCCAAGCAGGGCCACGUUAAUCUCACUGUGCGACGCAAAACCAACUACGCAGUUAAAUCAGAGGGAGAUGUCCCUCCGUCGCCAGCGUCCUCGCACCACAGCAGCACCCAGGCGCCCAGCCUGACGGAGGAUAUGGGCAAGCGCACGCCGCAGGGCAGCCAGAACUCCCUCAACACCGUCAGCUCCGGCAGCGGCUCCACCUCUGGCAUCGGCAGCGGAGGAGGAGGAGGAGGAGGCGGAGGUGGCGCCGGGAUCGGGGGGAACGCUGUGGUCGCCGCUGCAGCUGCAACCACGUCCUCUCAGCCCCCAAACGGCACCACGAACUCGGCCCCCGUCGCCGCUUCCGCCGUGCAGCCCUACGACGUGGAGAUCCGACGGGGCGAGAACGAAGGCUUCGGUUUCGUCAUCGUGUCGUCAGUGUCGCGGCCUGAAGCGGGCACCACCUUCGCUGGAAAUGCAUGUGUGGCCAUGCCUCACAAAAUAGGCCGCAUCAUCGAGGGGAGCCCGGCGGACCGCUGUGGGAAGUUGAAGGUCGGCGACCGCAUCCUGGCCGUGAACGGGAACUCCAUCACCAACAAGUCCCACUCUGACAUCGUCAACCUCAUCAAGGAGGCCGGGAACACCGUCACGCUGCGAAUCAUUCCCGGAGAUGAGUCAUCAAAUGCAUCUUUGUUGACAAACGCUGAGAAGAUUGCCACCAUAACCACCACUCACACACCUCAGCAACAGGCAGCACCUGAGGCCAGGACCAACACCAAACCAAAACAGGAAACUUAUGAGUUUAAUAACCCUCCAAACGCUCCUCUGCAGCCCCCCAUCCAGCCAGACUCAACUCAGGACUCUGAGUUCUACUCGGUGGACCUGGAAAGAGACAGCAAAGGCUUUGGCUUCAGCCUGCGGGGAGGAAGAGAGUACAACAUGGACCUGUACGUGCUGAGGCUCGCCGAGGAGGGAGCCGCAGUCCGCAACGGGAAAAUGAGGGUCGGAGAUGAAAUCCUGGAGAUCAACGGCGAGAGCACCAAAGGCAUGAAGCACGCGCGGGCCAUCGAGCUCAUCAAGAACGGAGGCCGACGCGUCCAUCUGGUGCUCAAGAGGGGCGACGGCUCCGUGCCUGAAUAUGGUGGGUCAAUCUACGAAAACAUUCCCUUCUCCCCCAUCUUCACACCCUGAGCUCGGACGGUGGCGGGGUUUGAAGGUGGCAAAGAACUGAAUUGCACAUCGGGGACCCCUUCGCCCCUUCCUGGCGUUGACACACCAGGGAAGGGAAGGAGGGUUUGCUUGGCUUUAAAGUCUUUCGUGGUGAAGGUCACUCCUGUGCUUUUGGAUUCUGGGCGUUGGGGGCGGAGCUUAGAGAAUGCUCCUUCGGGUGUCGUUGGCCCCUCCUGCUGUCGGCUGCUCUCAGUUUCCAUGUCCUCCCGCUGUCACUUUUCACCUUCUGGCCGCUCAGCUAAAGCACUCUGUCGGGACUUUACAGAAUGGUGGUGGGCCUAAUUUCAGUACAACAUAUAUAUUUAAAAAACUGUUUACAGGGUUUUUUUUUUCCCAGAGUAGAAAAACAAGUUUUGUUUUUGUUUUUUUUUUUUUUAGGGAGAAGUGACAUAUGUUGCUUUAGCUCAUUGUUAAACACCAGUUCAGCAUUAAAAAGGAAAAAAACUUGACUCUUUGCUUUCCUAGAAAAGGUGGGACGUAACACAGCUUUGGCCUCAUUGUGACACAAACAUAUUUAUGAUAUUUAUUGGAGGUGAAUGUAAGCUACUGAACUCCUUAAGGUUUUAAGUGAGAACUGUGUUAAAAAAAAGAGAGAAAAGAAGAGGCAGCCUAAUACAAGAACAUCCAAUGAACUGAAUUAGCAUUAAAGCGUUAUUUCAGUGAUUAAGUUGGAAAUUGAAACCUAUAUGGAUUCAUUACACUCAAAGCUAUAUAUUUCAAGUGAUGUAUGUGUCUCACUCUCUUCCGGACCUAAACACCAUUGAUUCUCUAUCGUGUUCGUUGUCCAGUGAUACCAUGAUCAUUAAGGCAGGUAUUGGUGCUUUUUGCUGCGUGGGUCAGUUGCCAGGUCUUGCUGGGAAAUGUAUAUAAAGCGUUUGCUGAAAAUGAGAAGCAGCAAAAGUUCUAAGACGUCCCGGGGGACCAGCGUUAACAAACAGCAAGUCUCUCUGAAACAUAACCGACUGUGAAAACUUUGAAGCUCCAAAAAACUGAGAUAUUUUUUUCUGAACUGAGGAUUUGGGCCUAUGCACUGCAGUCCCCUUUUCCUCCUUUGCCCAGUUAAGACAACUCUGCUGUUUUCUCAGCUCAGUCCUAUUUGAAAGUUCUUCCUAAUCCCAAAGCAAAAUUAAAGUCUUGGUCGUCAGUGGCUUAAGAAAACAUCAGUCUAUUUGUCUGAGGAACUAAAUGUAGGAGUUCUGCCAGCUGUUUGCCAUAUUCAUCAGAGUUUAUAGAAACAAACACUUGAAAUGUAUCGGACUGUCUGUAAUGAAUCAUCGUUAAACCCAGUUUGACUUUUUGUAUUUAGUUACUAAAAUAAAUUCACGCUUUGAUGAUGAUCUCAUUUAUCGAGAUGCCUUUUGUACUCUUUCAUUUUCUGUCUCCAAGCCAAACUUCUGCUACAGUGUGCUCGACAUCACUCAUUCAUCCAUGGAUUUAUGUUUUUUGUUUUCUGUUGCACCCAUUGUCGACGUUGAUGUCAUUAAAAUGCUGUGAAGAUUAAAAACGCCCAACGCCACACGUCCCCCCAUGCAAACAGAAAAUGAGACCUGGCGCUUAUAUAAAGCUUUUGUACAGCGAUGAAAUGAAUAGAGACAUUUUUACGAGUAUUUUUGUUCAUUGUACAGAGCCAUGAAUCAAAGCCACAUAUAAAUGGAGAAAAAAAAAAAGAAAAGUUUAUUACUGCAUGAACUUGUCAAGAGUGUACAUUUGAAGUUUUUGCCCCCUAUAUUGUCGAUUUUUCCAUAAUAUUUAUGGAACAUUUCUUUUUGUAUUGUUAUUGUAUUGACAAGUUUGGAUUGAUAGUCAAGUCAUGAACAUUUUUCAUUGUCUUGCUUUCUUUUCUUUGUUUUUUUUCUUUGAGUGGAGAAGCAUUUGCUUGUGGAAGUUUAUUUGCGGUUUUCAGAUCUGCACCGACAUGGUGUCAUGUGAACUUUGUAUAUUUUUGAUCAUCGUUUGUAUUUUUUUUUAAUUUUCUAUUUUUUAAGUUGACACGACCUCUUUGACAGUCUUGCCAGUGUCUCUUCUUUUUGAUUUCUCAGACUUUUUUUUCUUCUUUUUUCUGCUGCUGCUGCUUUGUCAACAUGUAUAAGUGUGUGUUUGCGUGUGUGUGUGUGUGUGGGUGAUUGGGGGGUGGGGCGUCACUGUUCUGUGUAACUAGUGGCUUUCACUGAAGGGUUUGGGCAACUUCCUGGACUGUCUCUUUAAUCUGAAUGAUCAAAUAAACACUCUUUUUUCCAAUAAGAAUCAACACAA